Phytophthora sojae is the source of this 435-nucleotide messenger RNA. RefSeq lists its product as hypothetical. The transcript has 2 exons. The record is from RefSeq and is a predicted model, not a curated record. NCBI's taxonomy places the organism in Eukaryota, Oomycota, Peronosporomycetes, Peronosporales, Peronosporaceae. The annotation marks the transcript as partial.
GCCGGACGGCCGGAAAGUAAGCAGCUACAAGAAUUGGUGCGCCAGCUCGAAGUAGAGGAUGCAGCGAUCUUGUCAGCGACUGGGGAAGAAAUGGCAAACCCCAGUCCGACAGAUUGGUUCACCUUUUGGAAUAAGCGCUCGGCAAGCAGAAUUGACAGUGAACUGCUGGAGGAGCUUAUUGAGCGCGAGGUCGGCAGAGGCAUCACAGCAUCAACUUGGAAUCAGACAACCAGGGCCUGUGUGGAAUGUAUCAAACGCAUCCAGAAGCGGGUGAAACAACGCAGGACUCGGUAUGUCAAGAAGCUUCAGAGCCAAGCGCGCGCACAAAUCUUUACCAUAGAGGACGCAACAGCAAACGUAGCAGAGGAGCAUCAUGAGGCAGCCUUAAUGAGAGAAGGACAGCGGCUCGAACGAACGACGGAACACCUCCGGUGG